AUGAUGAUACCUCAUACUCAUGCUGUAGCCCCUUCGAAGAACGCUCUUCAUUACCUGCGCCAAAUCCUCUUCCAUUGGCCCUGCGAAUCAUUUCAUCGCGGGCCCACCGCCAACUGCAUUAGACUCGAUGUCCGGCGGGAAAACAGCAAUUGCUCCCAGCAGGCGAAGGUCCGCUCCCCAGAGGUACCUAAAAAGCAGCGGAACCCAAUUUGUCUAGAGGCCCCGCCAUCAUCGCCUAAUGUUUCGCUCACGAAGCCAGCGCCGAAGUCCGUCUCCCGGCGCCAUCUGUUAAUCUCACAGAGAGCGUCCGCUCAGGGGGCUGCUACUACUACUGCUGCUACGACUAAUACCACUACCGCUACCUCAAUUGCAAUUCCUAUCCAGGAUAAAAUCAAAAGUGCUUCGUCAAGGAUUUGGGUACUGAAGUGCUGUCGGUCCAUUCUGGAGGGGAAGCCAUCGGAGGCUAGGGAGGGAUUUCUGGCGGGGCUCCGGCGGGGUGAAGAUGGCGAGCAGGUCAAGAUCGUGGGAAAGGCAGUGAUGAAGGCAUUGAGAAAGCGGGGGCGGCAUUCCGAGAUCCCCGACAUAUUCCACCGGAUGCACAUCGCCGGUCAGAAGCAUGUCGACACCUACGCGCUGAAUAUAUGUCUAGAGGCGUACAUUGAAAUGGGUAUGUACUCCAAAGUUAUCUCGACAUAUCGGCAUCACAGGCCCAGGGUGCGCCCGGAUAUACAAACCAUGAGGCAUCGGUUGCGGAAUCUCAUCGCUAUGCGGAAAUUGCACCAGGCGGAGAAACUGCUGCGGAGGCUUCUGAGGGAGGAGGGGCCACCGUGGAUGGCAGAUUCCACGAUGUUUGCGCUGCUGCUUGGUGGGGUGAAGAUUAUUAGUGGAUCGUUUCACAGGAUGGAGAGGAUAUUCAAGUGGAUGGCUGAAUCAAGGGUAAAACUUCACGUCGGUGUGUUUAACAUAUUGAUUGAGGCGGCAAUCGAUAUUGGUAGGCUAGAUAUAGCAAAAGGAUAUGCGCAGGUGAAGCUGGAAUUUGGUAUCAAGCAUAACGCGGAGACCUACGCAAUUUUUCUGGCGGCGUACGCUCGGAAGCAGAACUGGCAAGGUACGGCAAAUGUCCUAAAGGAGAUGGGGGUGAGGAAGGUACAGCUCACGGCACCCAUGUUUAAUAUGCUCUUAAAGACCUACUCUACCAUGAUUGGACUACAAGAUCUGGAAAAGUUUUUUGACGAGAUGGAAAAACGAGGUAUAUUGCCGGAUUCAUACUCUUACAAUAUUAUGAUCCACUCAUGUGUACGGCAGUGGGAUGAGCCCAGCAUAGAGCAUUGGGUUCGCCGGUUGGUGAGUUCUGGGAUUGAACCGGAUGCUGCAACUCUGAAUACACUGUUUCAAACCAUCCGCUACACUGGCGAUGCGGUCCCUUCUCUAUUACGGAGGAUUUACGCCAUUAUCCGGGAAAGCAACGACUCCUUAAUCAACCAGCGGACAAAGGACAUGCUCGUGCACUCAACAUAUCGAGGGUUGCAGCGAGUUCGGAUUCGACCCUCACAAGAACAUGUGGACCAAAGUAGAGAAGAAGUAGCGAUGGAUCGCGCACUCCAACAAGGCCAAUUCAUCACAGCAAUCGACAUAUUCCAAAAGCACCUCUCGAGAGGCAUAAAACCCUCUAUCCCAAUCGUAACCUCUGCCGUCCGUGCCACCCUCUCCCUGCCUAGGCCCAACCUCCCAGAAGCAUAUAGACUCCUCCGGAUCUGCGAAGACCGCGGGAUCAAAAUCAGCAAAACCCCCACCCUCCGAUCCUUCGAAGUCCUCCUCCCGCCACGGAACACCGACCCAGCAGAAGCCUACAUCGCCGUCUCCAGCCAGGUCCGCGAAGCAUACACAUUCCUCGAAUCCGCUGAGCUGCCAAUAACCCACGACAUAAGCGUGCACACGGCAUGGCGUCUCAUCCAAGAAAAGAACCCCCGCGCCGCGGUCCUCCUCCUGCACAAGAUCUCGAAAACCCGCUGGGGCACGGAUUUCCCGUGGGAGAAGAAGAGCCUGACGGUGCUCAUGAAGGCGUACAUCGACAUCGGGCAUAUUUCUGGCUUGGGCUGGAUAGUGGAUCAGCUGAUCGACAGCGGGGAGGUGCCGGAUGGCGUGGUGUUCAAGUACUUGAAGAGGGCGGUGGAUGCUGCGACGACCGACCAAGAUAAGACUUUUGCGCAGUGGUUAGGAGCAAGAUGCUUCAAGCAUAAGUCUUCCAUGAGAGAAGAGGCCAAGAGGCGCAUGCACUUCCUGUGGUAUUUGGCAAAGAAUUGGAAGAAGACUUGAUUUUAUUGGACCUAUCUCUGUGUUUAUCGGAUGGGAGAGGCGUUGUUUUCCAGUGUGUAUGUGCAUGUAUGUGCGCUUAGAUUUCUCAUCUUUUUGUGAUUCCCCGGUACCGUAUAGAUGGGUUAAGUGAAACAGGUGCAUUAUAUAGGCGGGGUGGGGGUUCAUUUAGCACAUCAUAUUUCUUUCGUCCAUUCAUUGGCCAUCAGUCGCUCUCUCCUUUGUGCCUUAACUUAUUUGUACUGUAUUUGUAACAUGGCCCGCACAAUAGCUAUACAUAAUUCUAUAUGGCUCUCUGCUUUGGAUGUAGAUGGUCGCUUGUCACGAAA
This is a messenger RNA of Tuber melanosporum (Perigord truffle), 2642 nucleotides long. RefSeq lists its product as uncharacterized. The coding region runs from base 1 to 2316 and encodes 771 amino acids. The record is from RefSeq and is a predicted model, not a curated record. The transcript has a single exon. Gene Ontology annotation, molecular function: protein binding. NCBI's taxonomy places the organism in Eukaryota, Fungi, Ascomycota, Pezizomycetes, Pezizales, Tuberaceae.